GUCACUUCUUCCACAUGCCUGAUGAACAAUACCUGAAGCUCCAAGGAAUGUGGAUGUUACUCUUGCGCACCAUUUCGACUGAAGAAGAAGAUGUUGCAUGGUUUGGUGUGAAUGGUGUUCCCAUCCGCUAUUCUAUGAGGGAGCAUGCCCUCAUCUCGGGCUUAGACUGCCAUGAGUAUCCGAGGAAAUAUUUGAAGCUUGGGAGUACGAAGUUUGUGGAUUAUUACUUCGGUGGACUAAAGAAGAUCACCAUAGCAGAUGUGGAGCACAAGCUGUUGUCUAUGAAGACGCCAUGCAAUGAUAGAUUGAAGAUGGCUGUCUUGUUCUUCCUUGGUCGGGUUAUCAGAGGACAGACAAAGGAUUGCGGACCAGUAGACCCGUUCAUCUUAAGGAUCGUGGAAGAUUUGGAUGUUUGCAGAACAUUUCCAUGGGGUCGUUUGACAUUUGAAGAUGCAAUAAAGAACAUCAAGCAUAUGAUGGAGCUUCUGAAGGGUGAAGUGCACUCGGCAUGCGGCUUUCCUGGAUUCAUAAUUCCAUUAGAGGUAAAGCAUACAAUUUAGUCAAAUAUGAGUUGUUUUAUAACCGUAAAUCUGAUAGCGCUACUAUAUUUGUGUAGAUUUUGGCUUUUGAAUGUAUUCCUAAGCUGGGGAAAACAUUUCGACUAUCUACAGACACACCUUCUGAAGAUUGUCCUAGGAUGUGCAAGAGCCGGUUUACAAAGAGUAGCAUGAAGGGCUAUCCUUUGGAAGAUAUAUAUGCUGCACUUGGACACACAAAGGUUAUUAACAGUGUGUUGGUGCCAACUGUGGGUGAGGAAAUCAUGCUGGCUCGUAUAAUUGAUGAGGAGCGAGAGUAUCAUUGUGAGGGAAGCACAAGUGAUACUUGGAACCACUGGCUAAAUGUGAAGCAGAAGAAGAUAUUUUGGAAAGAGCUAUACGACUUAGAUGUUGCUGCACGAGUGUUUAAGAAGAAGAAGGACAAAGAAAAGGUGACGUUUUUAGAAGAUUCGUCUUCUAAAUUUGGGUUGGAGAGCUUGAAAGCUCUGGAAGAAAAGAUUUUGGGGGCCAUGAGUGAAGGGUUUUCUGGUCUUAAAUCAGUGGUGGAGGCAAAGCUGGGUGAUAUGGAUGUGAGGAUGAGUAAAUUAGAAAAGAACCAGCGACAACUUAAAAGAAGGGCUAAGAAAAUAGAAGAAAAGCUGACUUCUAUUGAGAGCAACAAAAAUGAGGAGAGGAACUAUGGUGAAGAUAUGGAUUUUGGAUGGGAUGAUAGAGAUUAUGGUAGAGCUGAAGGGAAGGAAAACAGUGAGAAGGCUAAGGAAGACAAGGAAAACAGUGAGUCUGGCGAGGAAAAGGAUGUGGUCUCGGGUGGGGAAAACAGUAAGGAUGGUGAGAAAGACAAGGGAAAUGUAGAGGAAGAAGAAGAGAAGGAGAACGAGGCUGAUAAAACAGAGCUGGGAACUAGAGAAAAAGAUGAGGUCUCUGAAGAAGAUUACGAUACUGAGGAAGAGGCUGAGAAGAGGAGAGUAGAGGCGGAUGCGUUAUGGAAGAGUAUUCUUUCUGAAGAGACUGAGUAUCUAGAGAAAGAGGCUGAUAAAGUUGCCAAGGGAACUCCUACACCACCACGUGGUAGACCGAAGAGAUUGGCCGCGAGAAAAAUAGUACUUACACCACCAGAGGAGUUUUUAAGAGGACCAACGGUAACUGCGCCAUCACCUAUCGAGACUGAAAAAGAGGCUGAGACAGUUGUCGAGGAAGAGGGUGAGGAGAUGACAGUUGAAGCCGAAGAAAGUGACGAGGAGAGUCUCACAGAAAAAAAUGCUGAAGAAAUGGUGGAGGAAGAAGAAGAUGUGGAGGAGAGUCCCACCGAGAAAAUAGCCGAAGAAAUGGUGGAGGAAGAAGAAGGUGUGGAGGAGAGUCCCACCGAAAAAAUUGCUGAAGAAAUGGUGGAGAAAGAAGAAGGUGUGGAGGAGAGUCCCACCGAAAAAAUUGCUGAAGAAAUGGUGGAGAAAGAAGAAGCUGUGGAGGAGAGUCCCACCGAAAAAAAUGCUGAAGAAAUGGUGGAAGAAGAAGCUGAGGAAGCAGAGGAAGCAGAGGAAGCAGAGGAAGCUAUGGAAGCAGAGGAAGCUGAGGAAGCAGAGGAAGAGGCGGAUAAAGUGGUUGAGAAAGAGGCUGAGACAGUUGUCGAGGAAGAGGGUGAUAAAUACACUGAUGAAGAAAAGCAAAUGUGGGCCUUGGUCGUUUACAAGGCUAGUGAGGAGAUGGCGGAUGGGACCACUGAGGUGAGGAGAGAUGGAACCAAUGAGGUGAGGACAGGGUUCAAGCUUAGGUGCAAACAGAAGAUAAUGAUGUAUGGCAAACCAAGGGGGAAGAAAAAACCUCAGCGGCCCCAGAGUCAAGAAUCAGCACCUGUGAUUGCACGUACGCCAAGGGAGAAGAGAAAACCUCAGCGGCUGCAGAGUCCCUACACGCAGGUGAAGACAGAAGACAUUGACGGGCCUAAGAAGAAGCGUAAAACAAAGGUUAAGUAGGCGUCUGAAAAUUAUUUAUGUAUUUGAAGUCUUUAAAACUUGGUAGGAUGCUUUUGGAUGUAAUAUGCUUUUGGGUGUUUAAACUUGGUUGUGGUAUGCUUUUGGAUGUUUAAACUUGGUUGUAUAAUGUGUUUUGGAUGUUAAAAAACAGGUUUGGAAACUGUUUUCAAGUUAGGCUAUGUCCAAAAAUGAUUCAGAUGGAUAACUGGUCUUACUACUAGGUUUACUAAGGCCAAAAACGUGUUAAUAAAUGUACUCAUGUAAAACGUGCAACCGGUAUAUACAUAAAUAUAUUCAUAGCACAUGUUAAUAAAUGUACUCAUGUAAAACGUGCAAUCGGUAUAUACAUAAAUAUAAUAUUCAAAUUACACUUAGUUAUUCUUGGUAUUCUUCAAGGAGUUAGUAAUACUACCUUACACAUAGUAAUUCUUUGGCAAUUUUUAGGUUUUUCUAGUUAAACCCGUAGAAUAUGAAAUUUUUUUUAGUAAAACCAAUGAUUUUACACUAUGAUUAUCAUCAAAGAAAACAUUUGCAGCAGAAUUUUUCGAGGAAUAUGUAUUUUGUUAGAUUUUUCUAGCUAUAGUCUAACCAUUCACACACUAACAAUGUAAGUUAAGGACAUUUUUUAGAAAACUGAAUAGGUUUUUCUUAAACUAUUGAAAAUAAUAAUCAAAAUAGUUUUAAUAUAUAUAUUUAUCAAAUAUAUAGUCUACGAAUUGAUAAUACUCAUGAAAAAUAUAAGGGUUCUAUAUACUAAACAUAAAUACUCGUACUAAUAUAUAUGUAGUCCAAAUCACACAUAGUAAUUCCAGAAAAUCUAGUAUUCCAAAUAACAUAUAGUAAUUUCAGAAAAUCUAGUAGUCCAAAUAAAACAUAGUAAACUCAGUAAUCUCAGUAAUCCAAACAAGACAUAGUAAGCUCAGUAAAC
Molecule: messenger RNA, 3455 nt
Organism: Brassica napus (rape)
Lineage: Eukaryota; Viridiplantae; Streptophyta; Magnoliopsida; Brassicales; Brassicaceae
Product: high mobility group nucleosome-binding domain-containing protein 5-like
Exons: 2
Coding region: 698-2527 (609 amino acids)
Source: RefSeq, a predicted model, not a curated record